GAGUGCUUUCACACAGCAGAGCAGAGCGGGAACUUUACACUGAGGGACAUCCAGCAGGUUUAUUUUAUCAGAACAAGACUUUUCAGAAGUGGAUAAUUUUAAACUACUGGAAUAAUGAAGUCCCCAAAACUCAGAGCCAAAGCAAAGUUUGUCAAUGAAGAUGACCUGGACGACGUGCUGUGCGAGUUCGAUGCAGUCAUUGAAGACUUCAAGUCGCCGGUGGAGAAGCGUCACUUCAGGUACGAUGAGCAUCUGAAGACGGUGAAGAGGAGGAGCUGUGCGAGCGUCAGCGACAGCGGCAUCAGCGACUCAGAGAGUGCCGAGUCGCUCAACAGAAACAGCUUCAGCUUCAGCGACGAGAGGCUCAACUCGCCCACCGUGCUCUCUCCCACCAACUCUUCACCUCCGCUCAUGUCACCAAAACCUAAACUGGGCGACACCAAAGAGCUGGAGGACUUCAUCGCCGACCUGGACCGGACAUUAGAGAGCAUGUGACGAGGCGGCUCAAAGUCGUCAGCCACAAGGGGCAGAGGGAGUGAACGUCUGGACCCCCGCUGAGCAGCAAACGCCCGGCUCCUACACCCAAAACCACCCAGCUGGAUCACAGCAACGUCCAAGCAGCUCCACCACAGCAUCAGCUCCUAAUUUUAACUCGCAAGAGCUCUACUAACUCCAACCACCUGGAUACUGGGCUGUAAGGGCGGCAAAGAGGGCCAAAAUUAGCAUAGGAGGAAGCCUGAGGUCAUGCCAUGAUGUAAUGGACUCCAUCCAGGAGUAGAGUGGAGCCCAAACUGGAUUAAACGCUGCAAUGAGUCACUGGAACAAUAUCCCAUCACAGAACAGGUCACACUCCAACCCCCAAACUGGAAGAAUAUUUAAAAAAACGCUUUUUAUAAUAGAAAUAUAUUUGUAAUUUUAUAGAGCUCCUUAUUGUCUGUAUUUGUGUAAAAUAUAUUUUUGUAUCUUAUGUAAAUAAUAAUUCUAUUUGCCUUGAUAUUAACGGAACAUUACCAUUAACUGGAAUAAACUGGAAAUUCUGAUGUGUAUUUAAUACAGCUAAUGUCUGCCAGAGAUAAUAUUAAA
Messenger RNA from Cheilinus undulatus (humphead wrasse), 1083 nucleotides. It is a transcript of the gene rgcc, whose product is annotated as regulator of cell cycle. The record is from RefSeq and is a predicted model, not a curated record. The transcript has 5 exons. Bases 115 to 495 code for a protein of 126 amino acids. NCBI's taxonomy places the organism in Eukaryota, Metazoa, Chordata, Actinopteri, Labriformes, Labridae. Gene Ontology annotation, biological process: regulation of cell cycle.